AUGGGACCUGAAGUUAGAAGAUUGGCGGAUGCUGGCCCAUCUCUCUUGGAGUUCUGGAAACGAUAUAAACGCCUGUAUCCAAAUCACGAGGUCUUUAAACUUGUCGCAGAAAACGCUUUGAAAUUGGAAGAGUGCGUCCCCUGCUACAUGCAUGGGGAUGAGGGCACCACUUACAAAAAGGAUGGGUGCCUAUGUUUGAGCUUUCACUGUGCAAUGGGCCGUGGGACUAUUAGCAACAAGAUGGGCCCUAUCACACAUGAAGUUUUGGAUGACCCACAUCUGAACUUUGUCGGGCAUGCAUUUGAAACGCGAUUUCUCCUGAGCGCUAUGCUUCGAGAGGAUUACCGUGAUGAUCACAGUGUGAUGUCCGACUUGCUGGAGGUCGUGGUUGGAUCUUUAGACCAUGCUUCUCGGAAUGGGGUCCCUUUGGCGUCUGGUGGAAAGCUACACCCGGUAUGCCUUGGAAACAAGGGCGACUGGCCAUACUUGGAAGAAGCGGUCUUCACUAGGAAAUUGAUGCACGAGUUUGACAAAAAGGCUGCAUUUCAUAAGGUCGACAUUUUUCACACUGUUAGCCUGGGGGUCGGAAAAGCUUGGGCAGCAUGUGGCUUUGCUAUCCUACAGCAAGUGUGUCCUGGGACAUCUAUCGAGAAAAGGCUGCAGGAACACAGGAAAACCAGCUACGUUCGGAAGGUGGAUCGCUCUACGCUUGGUUGGAAAGGUUCGGAGGAACCGGUCGGUGGUUGGAGCAAAGGGGCUUUGACCACUGCGCUGUGCCAGUUCCUGGAAUACUUUUGCCAGCUGAAGGACUUGGAAUCAUCACAUCGAGCGUUACUUGACGCAGGUGCUGCUCUUGUGGAUGCAUCCCAACCGGAGGGGGUGAGAGGGAAACUGCAGCUGAUGGCGGAGAGUGGUGUGCCUGGUGAGGUGUCCAAAACCCGGGUGGAAAAGGCGUACCCGUUCGACCCUGUAAAAGCCCGUGCGGACCUGUAA
Messenger RNA from Durusdinium trenchii, 993 nucleotides. The record is from the annotation of a GenBank genome assembly. Lineage: Eukaryota; Dinophyceae; Suessiales; Symbiodiniaceae.